AAUGGACCUUUUGAUCUUGAAACUUGUGAAAGGAAAACCCAAAGAAAUAAAGUGUUAAAAAAGGCAUAAAACCCAUCUCCCACUCUGUCUUGGGCUCUUCGUUUGUUUUCCGUAAACCCCUGUUCCUCGUCCUUGCCUGCAGACAAACAACAGACAAUGGCACCUCUGCAGCAUUCUUGUCUGUAGUUGAAAGCGCCAAGUUCUUCCUCUUGCAUGUGUUGGGCCUUUGAUCCUUUGCACAUCUAUGUGCAUCACUUGUUCUUAUAGGAGUUUUGAAAUUUGGAGCAAUUUGAUGGGUUGAAGAAACUGAUUGCCUCUUGCGAAUGGGGGCUUCACACCCUGGAAGCUUAAUUGGUUUUACGAUGUGGACUUGAAGAGCUUGUGGAGAUAUUUUUGGGGAAAAAAUUCUGAUGAGGAUUUCGGUGGUUGUAUCACAAAGAUAGUUAUAUAGCACAUAAAAGAAUUUUGUAUUUCAGAUAACACUUGGUAGGAGUGCAUGUUAUCAAGAUGUGCGGUGUGCCCAUUGAAGAGUGCUGACCAUAAUUUGUUUGAUUUAAAAGCUGUAAAAAAUGUUUGUAUGUGUGUGAUGGAGGUGGCAUUUCUUCAAUCCCUAUAUUUAUUGUGGAUUUCUUUAAAUACUUCAAUCGUGGUGAAGAUGGUGGAAUUGAGGACCUUCAUUAGGACUUUUUUGGAUUUGUUCACUAGAGGAUUGUGAUGAUUAGUUCAUCAAAAAGGGAAGAUGCUAGUUAUUGGUCGACAAUGCUAUGAAAUUGCAUAUGUUAUUUCUUUGGGUCUCGUAUUGAUGUUGGGAUAUAUCAGGAGAGAGAUUCUGUAAGCAGUGUCAAUGCGUUUUUUCUUGUGUUUGUGGUCCACAUUGCAUUAGAAGAGUCAUAGCAGUCUGAGGGACGCGAGGUAUAUGGGUCAAGGGUGUUUAGUGUUUCAUGUCUAUGGCUUUAUAUAAAUUCCGCUGGUGUAUGAUUCCAGCAGGUCCUUAGUCUUUAAUUUCUUUUUUCUCUAGGAUUCGGUUAUUUCCUGUUUUAUUAGGUUUGUUCUUUGAUUAAUUACACCCUUAUGAUUCCCUUUAGACAGAUUUAGUGAUUGAAUAAAAUUGAUGGAACUUUGCUUCUCUGUAGGUUUGUGUGAUUCCUAGAAUCCCUAUUGGUGUAACCCUAGCAGUUUCUAUCUUUUUCUCAUAUUGUUCUCUAACAGUUUUCUCUAACCCUUUAUUUAUUUUUUUUUAUUAAUUUUUUAUAAUUUAAUCUUUUCCUGUGUUUUUUAUACAAGUAAUGCGACCAUCAAGAAAUCUAAACGGGUUGGCAUCCUUUUCUAUUAGAAACUGAGCAUGUCGUGCUUCGUACUCUGUCCCGGAGUUAAAGAUAUUAAAAGGAUUAUUCUCUUCAUUUGUUAUUUUGGAACCUUUAAAAAAUUUUGUUUACUUAUUUAUGAGGUGGUUGUAUUUAUUUUAUUUUGUUGAAACUUCUCUUGGCGAUGUGGGAUGAAAGUGGUGUUUAUCCAAAAACGGGUGUUUGAGGAUAUUGCUUACUACAAAGAAAUCAAUUAGGGUUUAGUCCUUCUGCUUUCCUUGUAGUGAAAUUUUAUAAUACUGGCCCACCUAAGGCAGCUUCUUAAGUAGGUUUGACUGUAGAUAUUGUAAGCAAACAGUGGAAUCUGUAAAUUACUUUUUCUUUGUUUGGUUGCCCCCUUCCUUGUUAGAAUUCCUUGGACGAUGAAGAGUCUGACUUUCUUUUUCUUUUUUUUUUCAUUUUUUUUUUCCCAACUGAAGAAGUGCAUGAAAUUGUGCAAUAUGAUCCCCAUUUUUAAAACUUGUUUUGCUUGUUGGAAACAGAGAGUUUGAUGCUGUAGAAUGAGGAAAACUUUGGGGGAUGCCUCUUCUGUCAUAUGAAACUCAUAUUUCAAACAUAUUAUAGAGUGAUUCAGCGUGUUACUGUGGUACUUUGAAGCAACAGACCAGAUAUUAGUGAGGUGGUUUCAGAUGUGUACAAAAUGCGAUGAUCAUUGCAGUUGCAGAAGAGCUCAACCAAUUUCUGAGGAAAACAAGAAUUUUGAUGAUUCCCGCUCCUUGAUUUUUAAAAGUAGCUCUUCCCAGCUUUCAGCAGUCACCAUGUCUGAAAGUUCUGCACCUAAUCUCGUUUAUAAAAGGAGGAAGUUACGAGGAAACCCUGUCACCGGGUUUCCAGGAGGUCGAGAAAACACUAUAAGUGGUGAUUAUUUUUCUUUUCUAAAUUCUGAAGCUUCUGCAGUUGCUGGUAAGGAACGACUUGCUUCUCAAUUAGAGCAUGAAACUGAAGCCACUCGAGCUCAUUUUGUAGCUCCUCGUUUAUGCAAGAGAGUCUCUCAUGUUUUAAAUUCAGAAUCUUGUAAUGGAUGUUCUGCUGGUGAGGAAUUAGUUUCUGAUGAAGCACCUAAAAAUAACGUGCAAAAACUUUUAGAGGUAAGCAGCGUAAAUGAUAGUUGUUCAUCAUCAAAGUCAAAUAUGGAGCAUGCUUCAACUUCCAUGAAGACUUUAGUACAUGAAACAGGUGAGUGCUCCUCUUCUAGUGCAGUAGUUAUGGAGGUUGUGGGAGACCUGUCUGAAAAGGAUCUAUGCAUCUCUAUUCUUAGAAGCCAUGGACUGCUUGGGGAUUCCCAGGCUACCAUGAACAGUGGUUCUGCUGAAGACACUGGCACCAUUGGCAGUGACAUCCAUCGCCGGUCAUGCACAAUUUGUAGUCGUUCUGGAACCACUUUGAAAAUGCUAAUUUGUGAUCAUUGUGAAGAGGCAUUUCACAUGUCGUGCUGCCACCCCCGUAUGAAGAAACCUCCUAUUGAUGAAUGGUUCUGUCAUUCUUGUUUGAAAAAGAAACAUAAGAUUUUACAGGAGCAAGUGACCCAAAAAUCGCCAAAUAUCACGAGUGUCAUGAGUAGGGAAGCAUCACCCAAGGGCCAAAUGAAUCCCAUAAUGUUAAUGUUGAGAGACAUUGAACUGUAUAGAACUAGUGUUCGGGUUGGCAAAGGGUUUCAAGCGGAAGUUCCUAACUGGUCUGGCCCAACAAAUGGUGAUAUCAAUGGCAUUGGUGAACCAUUGGAAAUAGACUCGUCAGAAUAUGCUAGAUUCAAUGGGCUGAACUGCAAUAAACCUUCUAGACAUAGCUCUAUAGGUAAUUGGCUUCAAUGUCGAGAAGUUGUAGAUCGCUUAAACAGAACUAUUUGUGGAAAGUGGCGCAGCAGGGCUCCUCUUUUUGAAGUCCAAACUGAUGACUGGGAGUGCUUCUGCUCUAUCCUUUGGGAUCCAAGCCAUGCUGAUUGUAACGUGCCUCAGGAACUGGAAACGGAUCAAGUUCUAAAGCAACUGAAGUAUAUUGAGACGCUGAGGCCCCGGUUAUGUGCUAAACGGCAUACUUUGGAUGGAACCAAGAGUGCUGGUGAUCUGAAAACCCCCAUAGUAGGUACAAAAAGUGUACAAACUCUAUGAUAUGAUGAAAACUUGUGACAAGCGUGUAUAGAACCUGGCUCGUUGAGUCGUUGUACAUCAUAGAUAUCAAAUCGAGUUAGAAAUUUUGACCACAGUUAACUGGAUUA
Molecule: messenger RNA, 3579 nt
Organism: Malus domestica (apple)
Lineage: Eukaryota; Viridiplantae; Streptophyta; Magnoliopsida; Rosales; Rosaceae
Source: RefSeq, a predicted model, not a curated record